AUGUCUAAACCAAAUAUAAGAUCGCUAUGUGAUGAAUUACAAAAAGUAGCUAAAGAAGAAUUAAAUGAAAUAGAAGAUUGCAUUGGUGAUAAUAUAGAAGCCCUUAGAGAUUGGAUUCAUAAGCAGCGACAUUUGAGAGCACGAACAGACGAUCAAUUUCUUGUCGCUUUUCUACGCGGUAGUAAAUAUAGUCUCGAAAAAGCUAAAUCGAAGAUAGACUAUUUUUAUACAUUUAAAACUUUAAUGCCGGAAUAUUGUUGCAAUAAAGUCAUUGACGAAAAAUGGUUAAACAUAUUACGUACGGGCUUUUAUAUACGCUUUCCUGUAUUUUCAAAUACGGCUGCACCAACAAUAUGCUUAUCUCGUUAUGCGAAAUUUGAUUUCAAGCGAUAUACUAUAACGGAUUUAGUUAAAUAUCAAUUCAUAAUAAUGGACUGGUUGGUUAAUAACGAUGACAACGUAAUCAUCAGUGGCUAUGUGGGUAUUAUUGAUUUGUCGGAUGUCGGCCUAUCACAUAUCGCUCAUUUCGAUUUGAAUGUACUGAAGAAAGGUCGAAUGUUUCUUGAAAAAGGAGCACCUGGACGUCUAAAAGAACUUCAUCUAAUUAAUUGUCCCAAAGAAGCUUUAACGUUAAUUAGUUUAACCAUUAGUUGCUUAAACGAGAAACUUCCAAUGAAAAUUCAUGUGCAUAAAACUUUCGACGAUUUAAGCAAACAUAUUGGUAAGGAACACUUGCCAGCGGAAUAUGGCGGAACUAAUAGUUCUAUAGAGGAAAUCAUAGCUCAAACGGAAAAAGACUUGUUAGCAUUUAAUGAUUAUUUUAAGGAAGAUGAUCAAUAUGGAGUAACCGAACAUUUACGAUUGGAAAAACGAAUAUCUACAGAGACUUUACUCGGUAUUGAAGGUUCUUUUCGCAAAUUAAGUAUUGAUUAA
Molecule: messenger RNA, 933 nt
Organism: Glossina fuscipes
Lineage: Eukaryota; Metazoa; Arthropoda; Insecta; Diptera; Glossinidae
Product: alpha-tocopherol transfer protein-like
Exons: 3
Coding region: 1-933 (310 amino acids)
Cellular component (GO): membrane
Molecular function (GO): phosphatidylinositol bisphosphate binding
Source: RefSeq, a predicted model, not a curated record